CGCGCGCGCCUUAUAAAAACGGGUGCCAGUGGGAAGCGCUUUCCCGUGGCCAAAGAAAGAACCUUGCGCGCACGUUGUACGUACGUGAACGUACCGAGCACCGAGACACGCGCAGAGAGAUCGCGCGAUCGCGGGGUGGGUUGGUGCGGAUUCCUUAGACAUAUAUAGAGUCGACGAGUAGCUGGAAUAGCUGUACACAACUUGGCAAACCGGGAAAAAAUAGUGAGAGAUAAAAAAUAUUGUCAGGCGUUUAGGUGCCGAGAAGGCAACGAGGGAUAUCAGUUGAUCUAGCCAUAAAAGAAUAUAGAUUUAAAAAACAGGGGGAGGCCGAGAGAGGUUUUGCUGCCUGUCCUUCACUGUUACCGCUGCACUGAUGGGAGCUACCGGCAAGGGCCGCAUAGUGGCCACCAUGUCCUUGGCUUUGCUGGUCGGCUUGCUGGUCCUGCAGAUGACGGCCGUGCUCGCUCGUGCGGACCCCGAGGAAGUGGGCGGCAACGUGGUGGAAGCGCUGCGCCUGCUCGAGCAUCUCGACAAGUACUACUCACACGUCAACCGGCCCAGGUUCGGAAGAAGCGUUCCGGUCCGGUUCUCAGGCGGCUCGAUGUCGUCGACGUCCGAUGAGUACGAGAGAUAGCACAGGCAGGCGUCGCCGUCACCGAGGCACAAGAAACCCAGUCACGCCCUCCUUCAAGGACACCCGUGGUUCCAGAGCGUCCAGACAGCACCGCAGCCGAGUUUCGCGAAGUACCGAAAAAGAAAACGCACGGAGCGGAGACAAUGGAAAAAGACCCAGCGUCCGCAACUCAGCUCCUCUAACAGGAGGAGUCGCACUCGCCGGUGAUGUUCGUCCUCUUCUGCGUGCUGUGCUGGACACUGGCUCGCGAUUCGCGAUCGCCGUGCGGACAUGGAUUGUGUGGCAGGCUUUCCACCACAUGGCACGCGAGAAGAAAUCCGAAUGACCCUAAACUGUCCAGCUAGUGCCAUGGUUCCCACCCGCUCCCUUAACGCUAUUCCUGAACGCCACGCCAUGUUCCAGCGUCUGAAAUAAAAACCCCCGAUGUCGC
Dermacentor silvarum is the source of this 1064-nucleotide messenger RNA. RefSeq names its product neuropeptide F-like. The transcript has 3 exons. The coding region runs from base 374 to 634 and encodes 86 amino acids. The record is from RefSeq and is a predicted model, not a curated record. NCBI's taxonomy places the organism in Eukaryota, Metazoa, Arthropoda, Arachnida, Ixodida, Ixodidae.